AUGUCAACGAAACGGCACUGAAAUCCAAGUGAAUCUGCAAUUUAAAAAUGGGCGUCAGCUGAUUCAUAAAGAGAUCCCAUCUGCCCUUAACGGUAAAGACGGAAUAAACAAUUGACACUUAACAGUCCUGCAAAAGGAAAACCAUUUUAAAUUUUCCAUCCAAUCCUCUGUACGCAAUGCACUGAACAAAUCGUCAAUAAUGUCUUCCUUUCUCCCUGCCUAGAAGAUUCUUCUGCGUCCGUAACGCCUUUAAAUAUCCCUGCAAUACUCUCACAAGGAAAAUUUCAGAGAUCAUUCGAAAAUUUCUUCAAAAUUUCUGUCAGGUCUGUGAAACCCUAAAGAUACAAUUUUUAUUUGUUCCUUUCGGCCUUCCAAUCAGAUCUGGUCUGUUCCAAAGCAAGCAAGAUCCAAAAUGGUAAAGGACUGCGGCAGGCACAACGAAAAUCCUUGGAAGCGCUUCCUGAGCAGGCUGUGCGGAUGCCUGGUGAUGUUCAUCAUAAUUGCGCUCUUCAUUGUUCUGGUCGUAUAUUUAACCCUCCGUCCGCAAAAGCCACGCUUCUAUGUGCAGGACGCCGUUAUCCAGCAAUGGAACGUCACACGCGACGACACGCUUACCUCCAGCUUGCGGUUCACCAUCAUCUCGCGAAACCCUAAUGACCGGAUCGGCGUCUAUUAUGAUCGGAUCAGCGGCUACGCCAAUUACCUCGACCAACAGAUCACCGCCUACAGCCCUAUAACGCCGUUUUACCAGGGGCACAAUGAUAUCAAUGUUAUUUCCCCUGUUCUUUACGGGAGCUCCGUUCCUUUGGCUCCGUUUGUUGCAGAUCAUUUGAGAGCUGAGCAGCAGAACGGAAUUCUUACUGUAAAUAUGAGGAUCGGGGCAAAGAUCCGGUGGAAGGUCGGUACUUGGACUUCUGGACAAUAUCUUUUGAAUGUGAAUUGUUUUGCUGUGUUAGGGUUUAGCAGUUGCUGCAAUGGCAGCCCUCUUCCUUUGCAGGCGGGCACCAGGUGUGAGGUGGACGUCUGAUAUGGCAGAAUUAUCAUAAAUAUUUGUAAGAUUGUAGCUGAUUUUGAGUUGCAUUGGGAUUACAGUAGCAAAGAUAAGGAUUUCUACACGGAGAACAAAGAUCUGAAAGAGUAAGUCCAUGCUGGAUGCAAAUUUGAUUUGUUGAUAUUAUGUGUGCAAUUUAUUUUUUCCUUUUUUGAUUUCCCUGAAAUUACAAAUAAAAAGGGCUUCUCACAUUGCUUUU
Cryptomeria japonica (Japanese cedar) is the source of this 1250-nucleotide messenger RNA. RefSeq names its product NDR1/HIN1-like protein 12. Lineage: Eukaryota; Viridiplantae; Streptophyta; Pinopsida; Cupressales; Cupressaceae. The record is from RefSeq and is a predicted model, not a curated record. The transcript has a single exon. Bases 413 to 1027 code for a protein of 204 amino acids. Gene Ontology annotation, biological process: defense response to other organism.